CAUUUUGGAGGGAGGCUGAGGAGAAUCCUCGCUCGGAGCGGAGAGGCCGAAGGAGGGAAGAAGGAAGGAAGGAAGGAAGAAGGAAGGAAGGAAGAAGGAGGUAAAUGAGGAUUCUGUGGAGCCACGUCUUGGGUGCUGUAAGGAAAGAAAUAAUAUAGGAAGAAGAAAUCCUCCCAAGGUGAAGAUCUUGCUGAAUUCCUGACCUGACUUACAGAUAAGAAAGGAGAAAAGAGUCAAGAAUCUGUAUUCUAAUUCAACACCUGUUGACAUGAAGGAGGAGGCAUCAGAAUACCUGGAGUGUGGAAAGAGCUUUGCACAGAGUGGAGAUCUAUGUUCAAAUCAAAAGACUCACACUGGAGAGAAACCCUAUACAUGCCUGGAGUGCGGAAAGAGCUUUGCUCAGAGUGCAUAUCUAUGUUCACAUCAAAGGAUUCACACUGGGGAGAAACCCUAUACAUGCCUGGAGUGUGGACAGAGCUUCACUCGGAGUUCAAGUCUAUGUUCACAUCAAAGGACUCACACUGGGGAAAAACCAUUUAAAUGCCUAGAGUGUGGACAGAGCUUCACUGAGAGUGGAAGUCUACGAACACAUCAAAGGACUCACACUGGGGAGAAACCCUAUACAUGCCUGGAGUGUGGAAAGAGCUUCACUGAGCGUUCAAGUCUUCGUUUACAUCAAAGGACUCACACUGGGGAGAAACCCUAUGCAUGCCUGGAGUGUGGAAAGAGCUUUGCUCAGAAAGGACAUCUAGAUUCACAUCAACGGACUCACACUGGGGAGAAACCCUAUACAUGCCAAGAGUGUGGAAUGAGCUUCGCUCAGAGUUCAAAUCUACAUUCACAUCAACGGACUCACACAGGGGAGAAACCCUGUAAAUGCCUGGUGUGUGGACAGAGCUUUACUAAGAAUUCAAGUCUACGUUUGCAUGAAAUGACUCACACUGGGGAGAAACCCUAUACAUGCCAGGAGUGCGGACAGAGCUUUACUAAGAAUUCAAGUCUACGUUUGCAUGAAAUGACUCACACUGGGGAGAAACCCUAUACAUGCCAGGAGUGUGGUCAGAGCUUUACUAAGCAUUCAAGUCUACGUUUGCAUCAAAUGACUCACACUGGGGAGAAACCCUAUACAUGCCAAGAGUGUGGAAAGAGCUUUACUCAGAGUUCAAAUCUAUAUUCACAUCAACGGACUCACACAGGGGAGAAACCCUGUAAAUGCCUGGUGUGUGGACAGAGCUUUACUAAGAAUUCAAGUCUACAUUUGCAUGAAAUGAUUCACACUGGGGAGAAACCCUAUACAUGCCAGGAGUGUGGACAGAGCUUUACUACGAAUUCAAGUCUACGUUUGCAUCAAAUGACUCACACUGGGGAGAAACCCUAUACAUGCCAGGAGUGUGGAAAGAGCUUUACUAAGAAUUCAAGUCUACGUUUGCAUCAACGGACUCAUACUGGGGAGAAACCCUAUACAUGCCAGGAGUGUGGAAGGAGCUUCACUGAGAGUUCUAAACUACGUUCACAUCAAUGGACUCACACAGGGGAGAAACCCUAUACAUGCUUGGAGUGUGGAAUGAGUUUUGCUCAUAGUUCAGGUUUGUGUAGACAUCAAAGGAUUCACACUGGGAAGAAACCCUAUACAUGUCUGGAGUGUGGAAAGAGCUUCACUCGGAGUUCAGCUGUACGUUUACAUCAGCGGACUCACACUGGAGAGAAACCAUAUACAUGCCUGGAGUGUGGACAAAGCUUCACUCAGAGUUCAGGUCUACGUUUACAUAAAAGGACUCAUACUGGAGAGAAACCCUAUACAUGCCAGGAGUGUGGAAGGAGCUUCACUGAGAGUUCUAAACUACGUUCACAUCAAUGGACUCACACAGGAGAGAAACCCUAUACGUGCCUGGAGUGUGGACAAGGCUUCACUAAGAGUUCACGUCUACGUUCACAUCAAAGGACUCACACUGGGGAGAAACCUUAUACGUGCCUGGAGUGUGGACAGAGCUUUACUAAUAGUUCAAGUCUACGUUUACAUCAAAGGACUCACACUGGAGAGAAACCCUAUACAUGCCUGGAGUGUGGAAUGAGUUUUACCCAUAGUUCAGGUUUGUGUAGACAUCGAAGGACUCACACUGGGGAGAAACCCUAUACAUGCCCGGAGUGUGGAAAGAGCUUCACUCGGAGUGCAGCUCUACGUUUACAUCAAAGGACUCACACUGGGGAGAAACCCUAUACAUGCCUGGAGUGUGGAAGGAACUUCACUCAGAGUGGAAAACUACGUUUGCAUCAACGGACUCACACUGGGGAGAAACCCUAUACGUGCCUGGAGUGUGGACAAAGCUUCACUCAGAGUUCAGGUCUACGUUUACAUCAAAGGACUCACACUGGAGAGAAACCCUAUGCAUGUCUCGAGGGUGGACAGAGCUUCACUGAGAGUGGAAGUCUUAUGUUCACAUCAAAGAACUCACACCAUGGAGAAACCUUAUGAACGCAUGCCGUGCGACUAGAAUCUCUCUGAGAAUUGAAAUCAAAGAGACAUAGAGUACAGAUCAGAGGGAACAGUGAUAUUUGACCCCAUAGGGCUCUCCAAAACAGAGCUUUUCAGACUUUUCCGUGUUGGUGAUUCACUUCUUAGACAUGCAUCCUUUCACGACACUGCAUUUCAUUUGAACUAGCAAAACAGAUUUCCCAUUUCAUCAGGAAAAAUGAUAGCGUGUUUCUCCAGGAGACUUGGGAGAGGGGCCUACUGGAGGUGGAUGGGCUUUAGGGCAAAUGCUGUGCCUAGUUCUGGAGGAGGUAGAGCCAGAGAAGGCCUUGGGAUCCUUGGGGUCUCCAUCAAGCUUCGUAGGAGCCCCCGUGGAUUAAAGCCUCGUGACUUGAAGGUUGGGUUGCUGCCGUGAAGGCUGCCAGGUUCGAAUCCCACCCGGGGAGAGCGCAGAUGAGCUCCCUCUAUCAGCUCCAGCUCCAUGUGGGGACAUGAGAGAAGCCUCCCACAAGGAUGGUAAAAACAUCAAAACAUCCGGGCGUCCCCUGGGCACCAUCCUUGCAGACGGCCAAUUCUCUCACCCCAGAAGCAACUCAGGUUGUUCCUGACACGAAGAACCCCCCCCCCCAAAAAAAAACCAAGCUUUGUGCCUCACGUGUUAAUUUUACCCCUUAGUUAACAUUGCAGCCUUAGUGGUUAUUACAUUUCAAGCUCUUGCUUUAUUAUUAUUAUUUUCUGAUCUCUACUUAAACAAAGAAUACAUAAUAAUGAUAGCUGGAUAGAAUUGCAAAAUUUUGUCAGUAAACUGACAUUUUUCCGUCUCAAUUCCUCUAUAAUACUGGCAGGAGAUUUUGAUGCCAGAAUUGGUCCAAAUGAUGAAGCUCUUUCUGGCCAUUUCAAUGAGCAGCGGCCCACCCCGUUCCUGAUAUGCAAUCUAAAGGUCUUCUCUGCACUUAUUGUGGGCUUUGUGUUCUACGAAUGAUCAAUAGCCUAGAUAUAGUACUAUUGAAUGUUGGCAUGAAUGAGGAUCUGGAGAGUAGAGCUUCAACGAUUAUUUUAUUAUUUCUUAUGAGUUAUUAAAUGCGGUUUAUAGUUUUGAAGUGGGUACAUGUGCAGAGUGACCACCACCUCCCUUCAAUUGUAUCUGUAGCCUUUCAGAGUCAGGAUGUCCAUGCAGAUUGUGAACUGUUGUUGCUCUCAGAAGCAUAGAUCAUUGAGUGUGAUGGGCAGCUAAUGUAGAUGCUGCAACUACACUGUUACACUCAGGUAAUUGUUUUAGAAUACAGGAGUCUCUUCUGACAACAAAGGUCCUGAAUUUAAAUCAGGAAUUAAUUAGUCACGCAAGGGUGUUUGGUCUGUAAUAAUCCUACAAAUCAGAAUGCGGCUGCUUUUAGAUGUAAAUCUUGGUGUGACCAGGAAUGCCUGGACUAGUCCGUAUGUUCUAAGGACAUCUGAGCCUUGGAAUAUGCAGGACAUCCUCCACACGCCUCCAGAACGGCCCCCUUUCUCCACCCCAGAAAUCAAUACUCUGAUGUAUAAACCUAAGGUGGGCCAAGCACCCGGGGGUGGCAGUGUUCCUCCUGAGAUGCCGAUAGAUAAUGAGAAUGGGUGGGCCCCAGUCCUGGCUGCAUUAUUCACGUGCAUAGAUCAGUUUGCAUGUAGACCAGAAGAUUGGGAGCUGGCUACCAUCAUUCCAGUAUGCAAGGAAGGGAGAAGAUCAGGCCCUGAAAACCAGAGAGCAAUUAGCUCUCCAAGUGUAAUCAGCACCCUGUACGCUCAUCAUCUCCUUGGAAAAACUCCAUCUGAAUGGAAGAGGAAAACCUUCUGGAAGACCAUUAGGCAGGUUUUAGACUGAGAUGCUCUACUGGAGUUCAUGGUAUAGUUUUACCCCAUAUUAUGGAUAAAUAUUCCUGUAGGAUCAAGGGAGCCCGUUAUACAGCCUUCAUUGACUUUGAGUCUGCCUUUGAUAGGAUUCCUCCAGACGAGGUUGUGGCCGAAAUUGGAGAUAAGCAAUAUUGACAGGCGCCUGUUGAUGUUAAUCCAUAGCCUUUAUGCGGAGACAUGUUUGAAAGUGAGAUGGAAGAGGGUAGGCCCCUUGACCCAAUCAUCCCAGCACAUGCAGGCUCGAAGUCCAAGUGGUGUGCUACCACCUUCUUUGCUCAAUAUUUACCUCAAUUCUUUGGCCAGGAGUCUCUCUGGCUCAAUGUUACGUCCUCCUAACCUGGCAGGUAGACCUCUGUCAACCCUCCUUCAUGCAGAUGAUGUGGUGCUUCUCCCUUUAACUUGCAUUGUUACUAGGAAACAAAGUCUACAUAAGUGGCAAAUAAAUGAGCAUCCACUUGAGCAGCUGAAAUCUUAGAAAUCUGGAAAUCUGACUCUACUAAUGCCACUGCAAAUGCCUGGAGAAGAAUCAAGUGACUUACAUCCUUUUUUGUUAAAGGAGGACAACGUGUUCCGUCAGCUAAACACGUCUUCAAUGCUAAGGCACUGUCACAGAUGCAACGUGGUAGUGUGCAUUGUGUAUAAUGCAUAAUGGUGGUAUAAUUGUGCUGCUGUGGAAUCCACACAGAUGAAUGUUUGCAGAUCUCUCCUUGGCCUUCCUAGUUGUGUGCCAAAUGCACCUUUACAACUGGAAACAGGACAAAUGUUAAUUGAGCCCCGGGCAUGGACCCUGAAAUUCAAUUUUUGGUUCAAAAUGUUUACCCCUCUGGGAUCAGCUCCCUUGGUGUAAACUGACGGGUUCUUUAUAUAUAUAUUAUUUGGGUUUUAUAAGUAGGUAA
Anolis carolinensis (green anole) is the source of this 5250-nucleotide messenger RNA. Its product is annotated as zinc finger protein 850. Gene Ontology annotation, cellular component: nucleus. Bases 269 to 2473 code for a protein of 734 amino acids. The record is from RefSeq and is a predicted model, not a curated record. The transcript has 2 exons. Gene Ontology annotation, biological process: regulation of transcription by RNA polymerase II. Lineage: Eukaryota; Metazoa; Chordata; Lepidosauria; Squamata; Anolidae. Gene Ontology annotation, molecular function: DNA-binding transcription factor activity, RNA polymerase II-specific; RNA polymerase II cis-regulatory region sequence-specific DNA binding.